UCACUCUCUCCUCUCACUCAGCCUGCGCAUGUCUGCUUCGUUCACCGCGCACCUCCGUAUCCCGGUUUUCGCCGCAGUCCUUCAAAUUGGGUUCUUAUCCCCAGCUUCCGCGGACCACUCUACCGCCCAGAAUGCUCGUCGUUCGCGCUGCUAGAACCGAGUCCAGAGGAGUCUCUCUUGGCUUCAGACCUCCCAGUUUUGAGAUUCCAGAGCCACUUACUGGGAAAGUUUGGAAAUUGGAGGACUUUGAAUCCCAUCCUGCUUUACUGGUUAUGUUUAUCUGCAACCACUGCCCGUUUGUUAUACACCUCAAAAAAGCUAUUGUCAAACUUGCGAAUUUUUAUAUGAAGAAAGGACUUGCAGUUGUUGCGAUAUCUUCAAAUUCUGUAACAACUCACCCACAGGAUGGGCCCGAGUUCAUGUCAGAAGAGGCUAGACUUUUCAAGUAUCCUUUCCCAUAUCUAUAUGACGAGUCACAGGAUGUUGCCCGAGAAUUUGGAGCAGUUUGCACACCGGAAUUUUUCCUAUUUAAAAAGGAUGGACGCAGGCCAUUCGAAUUGGUGUACCAUGGCCAGUUUGAUGAUUCGAGACCUAGUAAUAAUGUGCCUGUAACCGGAAGGGACUUGAGUUUGGCAAUAGAUUGUGCUCUCAGUUGCCAACCAGUACCAUCAGCUCAGAAACCCAGCAUUGGAUGUAGCAUAAAGUGGCACCCUGAGAGAUAACAAGAUAAUAAUUAAUCUCUGAGUAAUAUCUUUAUUUCAGUGUUUCUUUGUAAUGGCCAACAGCCCUAAUGAUUCAGAUUGUAACCUGUAAAUUUUUGGUUUUCUUCUCAGUUCAUCCACGCCUGUUUCAUUUCUUUGGAUCCAUGAAGCCACAAAAUGCCAGGAAAAGUGUAAUAUUUUAUUUUUAUUGUUCUCAUUUCGGUUAGAAGCAGUAGUAAACAAAAAUUUUCUUUUGUAAAUUGUAAGAGUAAUCAAUAAAGUCAUCUCCGUCAGUGUAUGGGGAGUCUGGUGACC
Molecule: messenger RNA, 1016 nt
Organism: Fragaria vesca subsp. vesca
Lineage: Eukaryota; Viridiplantae; Streptophyta; Magnoliopsida; Rosales; Rosaceae
Exons: 9
Coding region: 132-722 (196 amino acids)
Molecular function (GO): oxidoreductase activity; antioxidant activity
Source: RefSeq, a predicted model, not a curated record